ACGAACAUGAACAUUAUUUUCUUCAAAUAGUAUUGUUUUCCUUUCUUUGUUACUAAGCUAACUCUUCCUUGUUUUGCACCUUAAGUACUUUUUCUAUAUUUAUACAGAUCAUUCAACUUUUGAGACAUUUCAUAAGGCAAAACACUUUCUAUGGAUUAUCUGAGAAUGGAGAAACCUAGUUGUAAAAAGAAAAUGGAGUCAUCAAGCUUAGGUUUUCUAGAAUUGGUGUUUUCAUGGUCUUUUCGCGACGUGCUCAACAGAAAUCUUUAUAAAGAUAAGGUGCAGCGUAUUCCAGAAAUAUUUUCAUCAACUGCUCAUUACACAAGUGCAUUUGAAAAACCUCUUGCUGAGGAAACUCGUGCAAGUUUAUGUUCUGGAAUGGAAUCUGUUGGCAAUGCCCCUGCUUGCGAGAUAUCUCGCAUCGAGUUGUCUAAAGAUUACAAUCCUCCUAAGGAGUUGUACUAUAACAUUUUGAGCAAAAAAAUUGCAGAUUUCAAGAACAAUGGAGGACAUUAUGAGCCAGAAACAGGAGACCUCAUUGUUCUUUCGAAUAUAAAGCCGAGGAGAAUUGAAGAUUUGAAUGUGCCUGGAAAACCCUUUGCUGUUGCCUUCGUGACUACAAUGGAAGAAGGUUCUGACAUGACUCGAAUUCAGUUAUCCAAGGAUAUCAGUUCUGAACUGAAACCCAAGCCUGAGAAGCGCGUAAGAGUUUUCGCAACUUACUUGAUCAACUUGGUAACAAACAUGAGGAUAUGGAGAGCACUGAAUCCUGAUCCUCAAGGGCUGAGCAUGAACUUUGCUCUUAAGGCUUUAAGGCCUAACUCUGAUGAAGGUAAGGAUUGCGCUAUAUGUAUCUUUAAUGUAGACUCAACUGUACGAGGGGACAUCGAUUCUUUUGAGUUAGAUGAAUCCCAGAAAAAUGCUGUAUUAAGCAGUAUCGCGAUGAGAAAAUGCUCACACCAGAAUGACAGUGUGAAGCUCAUAUGGGGUCCUCCAGGGACAGGAAAAACAAAAACGGUUGCUUCUCUUCUAUUUUCACUUCUCAAAUUGAAAUGCAGGACAUUAUCUUGUGCUCCGACUAACAUAGCUGUUAUGCAAGUCGCAAAAAGGCUUAUGGGACUACUCUUACAGUCCCUCAAGCAUGAUACUUAUGGCUUAGGUGAUGUAGUUCUCUUUGGAAAUGGUGAAAGAAUGAAGGUUGAUGAUCAUGAUGAACUUUUAAAUGUGUUUUUGGACUAUAGAGCUGAAGUUCUAUCAAAAUGCCUGUCCCCUGUUGAUGGUUGGAAGCAUACUUUGGUUUCGAUGACAUCUUUACUUGAAGAUCCAGUGGAACAGUACCGAAUGUACUUGCAAAAUAGAGGUGUUUUUGAUGAAGAAGAGGAUGAGGAGGAUUCAGAUGGAAGCAAAAGUGAAGAAAGCAACGAAUGUGAAGAUACAAAAUGUUCGAGGUUGAAGAGAUCCGAUAGAAAGCACUGGAAAGAAGUGAUUGAUAAAUCUAUGAAAGGAAGCAACAAUAAUGAUGAUAGAAAGUAUAAAUCUAAUCAUGAGUUAUUGACAUUUGAAGAGUUUGUGAAGAAGAGAUUUUAUUCGAUUGGAGAUCGUUUAGCUUUCUUGAUGAAGAAUCUUUACACUCAUCUCCCAACAUCGUUCAUUACAUCAGAUGCUGUAAGAAGCAUGAUUAGUCUGCUUGAUCUGCUCAAAAUCCUUGAAGAUGCAAGAGAAAAAGUUAAUCAAACUCAUCAAUUGACUAUGAAAAAAGCAGAGUUCUUAGAAAUUCUGAAGUCUCUUCCUGAACAAUUUCCAGUCCCAUUGUUUUCUGACAUACAAGCAAUAAAGACUACAUGUUUGAUGAAUGCCCGUUUGAUUUUCUGCACUGCUUCAAGUGCUGCUAAAAUACAAACUGAGGGCAUGGAACCAAUUGAAGUGUUGGUAAUCGAUGAAGCCGGGCAGCUUAAAGAAUGUGAGUCCUUAAUUCCUUUGCAAGUCCCGGGACUCAAAAAUGCAAUACUCAUAGGCGAUGAUAAACAGCUGCCAGCAAUGGUUCAAAGCAAGGUUGCAGAAAAUGCUGAUUUUGGACGGAGCUUGUUCGAAAGGCUAGCAAAUUUAGGGAAAAAGAAACAUCUCCUCAAAACUCAAUACCGGAUGCAUCCUUCAAUUAGUUCAUUCCCUAAUGAAGUGUUUUAUGGGAAACAGAUUAUAGAUGCUCCAAAUGUGAAAGAAAGAAGCUAUGAAAAGUGUUUUCUUCAGGAAAACAUGUUUGGAACCUAUUCCUUUAUCAAUGUAUCCAAAGGAAAAGAGAAUUUCGAUAAAGGGUAUAGCCCGAGAAACUUGGUCGAGGCAGCAGUUGUGAACAAGAUUAUUGCAAAGCUUUUUAACGAGCAUUGUAUCACAGGAAAAAAAGUUAGUGUGGGAGUAAUCUCACCUUACAAGGGUCAAGUUGGUUUGAUCGAAGAAAAAAUUGGAAAGAAAUAUGUUACUUACAAGGACCAUGGUUUUUCUGUGAGUGUUCGCUCUGUUGAUGGAUUUCAAGGUGGGGAGGAGGAUGUAAUAAUAAUCUCGAGUGUUCGAAGCAAUGGAAAGGGAUCAGUUGGAUUUCUGUCUAAUCACCAGAGAACAAAUGUAGCCUUAACAAGAGCAAGGCACUGCUUAUGGAUAGUAGGGAAUGGAACAACAUUGAUCAAUAGUGAGUCUGUGUGGAAGGAGCUGGUGGUUGAUGCCAAACUACGCGGGUGUUUCUACAAUGCAGAGGAGAACAAAGAUCUUGACAAAGCUAUAACAAUUGCAUUGUUCGACUCUGAAGCAGAUGUUGCAGAGUCUUUGUCAGACCGGUUAGCUGCUAUUAAGCUAAGAGACGGUCAAGGGGAUUCGAGUUCAAGAUUUAGUUUCGAGUCCAGAGCGAAAAUAGACUCCAUCAUCAGAUACAGGAAAUGGUGAAUGAACAGGAUUCAAGAAGCCAGGAGAGUAACCUUGCUGGAUGAUUGUUGGAGAUGAAGGCGUGCUUUUAUAGUUUCAAAAUUUAAUGUUAAUAUACCUAUAACUAUAAUACAUGUUUUUGUAGUUUGAAGUACGCAUUGCGCGCAUCUUAAUCUAGUUACUUAUAAUAAUAGCCGGACAAAAGCUUUCUCAAUUGUGAUGGAGGCUAUGUUUAGUUCACCUUAAAUUUUCUAAUCUGAACUUAUCUGAUCUGAUUUGAACUUAUUUUUUCUGAUUAUAAGAUUUUAUCUUUUAGAA
Beta vulgaris subsp. vulgaris (sugar beet) is the source of this 3231-nucleotide messenger RNA. RefSeq lists its product as uncharacterized. The transcript is spliced from 7 exons. The record is from RefSeq and is a predicted model, not a curated record. Bases 151 to 2934 code for a protein of 927 amino acids. Gene Ontology annotation, molecular function: helicase activity. NCBI's taxonomy places the organism in Eukaryota, Viridiplantae, Streptophyta, Magnoliopsida, Caryophyllales, Amaranthaceae.